This is a messenger RNA of Cuscuta campestris, 814 nucleotides long. The record is from the annotation of a GenBank genome assembly. Lineage: Eukaryota; Viridiplantae; Streptophyta; Magnoliopsida; Solanales; Convolvulaceae.
CACGAACUUCCAAUUAUGGUUGGUUAUCAAAAACGGGGAAGAGGUGCCGAUGAAGAAAGUCGGAGACAAGUUGAUCCCCAAGACCGAAGACGACGAGUUUGAUGCCGAGGACAUCAAGAGGGUCGAGAAUUAUGCAAAGGCAAUAAAUAUGCUUUAUUGUGCCGUAAAUCCUGAUGACUACCACAAGAUCUCCUGCUGCUCAACCGCCAAGGAGAUGAUGAAGGAGCACGAGAAGAUCGACGACAUGUUCGACCGAUUUUCCAAGAUAGUCAACGAUCUUCAUGCAUUGAAGAAGACUUACACCGACAGGGAUCUUGUACGAAAGAUCCUACGGAGCUUGACAUCCGAAUGGCGAUCCAAGGCCGAUGCCAUCUAUGAGUCAAUCGGCACAUCAAAUGUCACCAUCGACGGUUUAAGAGGUAACUUAAAAACCUAUGAAUCUACUAUACUUAACCCGUCUUUGAAUGACCAAAGGAAAGACAUAGCAUUAAAAGCCUUCAAAGAACUAACGAUGAAUGACUCAAGCGACGAUGAUGAAGUCAAGCUUGUCAUGAAGAAGUUUUGUAAACUUUUAAGAAAGAAAGAGAAGGUUGAGGAUGGCCCUGUGUGCUAUGGAUGUGGUGAAGCCGGGCACAUCAAGAACAGAUGCCCGAAAAGCGGAAGGAAUGCUCAGCACUUCAAAAGGCAAAGAGCAUACAUCUCCUGGGGUGGAGACUCCGGCGAUGAAUCAAGCGAACAAGAGGAAGAAGAGGAAGCAAAUCUUUGUCUCAUAGCUCAAGAAGAAGAGGAGUCCGCCAACAACGAAAACCAAGAG